Colletotrichum gloeosporioides is the source of this 531-nucleotide messenger RNA. RefSeq names its product Protein transport protein bet1. Gene Ontology annotation, biological process: endoplasmic reticulum to Golgi vesicle-mediated transport. The transcript is spliced from 4 exons. The coding region runs from base 1 to 531 and encodes 176 amino acids. The record is from RefSeq and is a predicted model, not a curated record. Lineage: Eukaryota; Fungi; Ascomycota; Sordariomycetes; Glomerellales; Glomerellaceae.
AUGGCUUCAAGAUUCGGCGCGUCCUCGCUCCACCAGCGCGACUCCCGCAGCGCCUUGUUCGAGGGAUACACCGGCGACAACGCAAGGAGGCCAGUCAGCGCCUCGCCAUCGCGCCUUGGCGGGUAUGGCUAUGGCUACGCCGGCGGCAGCGCCUCCCCCGCGCCCACGGGGAGCCACCUCGGCGUCGACAACGGCACCCGGGGGUUCCGCCCGGCGACGCCCAACUCGAGGGGUCAAUACAGCGAUGCAGUACUCAACGAGCUCGAGAGUCAGAACGACGAGCAGGUGGAGGGGAUCAUGGGCAAGGUCAAGAUGCUGAAGAGUAUGACGGUAGCCAUCGGCGACGAGAUCCGCGAAUCCUCUGCCCUUGCCGAGAAGAUGAACGACACCUUCGACUCGACCCGGCUGCGCCUUCGUGGCACCAUGAACCGCAUGCUGGUCAUGGCUCAGCGCACCGGCGUGGGCUGGAAGGUCUGGCUCGGCUUCUUCGCUGCUGUCUGCUUCCUCUUCAUGUACGUGUGGCUGUUCUAA